Messenger RNA from Manduca sexta (tobacco hornworm), 855 nucleotides. It is a transcript of the gene Prosalpha2, whose product is annotated as proteasome subunit alpha type-2. Gene Ontology annotation, cellular component: proteasome core complex, alpha-subunit complex; proteasome core complex. Gene Ontology annotation, biological process: ubiquitin-dependent protein catabolic process. NCBI's taxonomy places the organism in Eukaryota, Metazoa, Arthropoda, Insecta, Lepidoptera, Sphingidae. The record is from RefSeq and is a predicted model, not a curated record. The transcript is spliced from 6 exons. The coding region runs from base 70 to 816 and encodes 248 amino acids.
GAUGGACUAUGACCUUACUGAAUUGUAUUAUCUAUAGUUACUUUGACAUGCCAGUAACGCCAACAUGAAAUGCAAAAUGUUAAUAAAAUUUUGACAAGUUGCUUUGUAAUCAUGGCGUCUGAACGAUACAGUUUCUCUCUUACCACUUUUAGCCCUUCAGGAAAAUUGGUUCAAAUCGAAUAUGCCUUAGCCGCCGUUGCUGCCGGCGGCACCUCCGUCGGUAUUAAAGCAUCCAAUGGGGUUGUGAUUGCAACAGAAAACAAGCACAAGAGCAUUUUGUAUGAUGAGCACAGUGUGAACAAAGUUGAGAUGAUUACUGGACAUAUUGGCAUGGUGUAUUCAGGAAUGGGUCCAGAUUAUCGCCUGCUGGUUUCACAAGCACGUAAGAUGGCCCAGCAAUACUUCCUGAUGUAUCAUGAGCCAAUUCCCACUGCCCAACUAGUACAGCGAGUGGCUACUGUCAUGCAGGAGUACACUCAGUCAGGUGGUGUGCGCCCAUUUGGAGUAUCACUGCUGAUAUGCGGUUGGGAUAGUGAUCGUCCAUAUUUGUUUCAAUGUGACCCCUCCGGUGCGUACUUCGCAUGGAAGGCCACUGCCAUGGGCAAGAACUUCAAUAAUGGAAAAACUUUCCUGGAGAAGAGAUACACUGAAGAUCUGGAGCUUGAUGAUGCAGUCCACACAGCAAUUCUCACACUCAAAGAAGGUUUCGAAGGUCAGAUGACUGCCGAUAACAUAGAAGUAGGGAUUUGCGAUGCGAAUGGCUUCCGUAGACUGGAACCCGCUCACGUCAAGGACUACCUCGCUAACAUACCGUAAUUGUGAUUCUUAAAUAAAUCUGUAUUAUUUUGUAAUUCA